Molecule: messenger RNA, 1275 nt
Organism: Talaromyces marneffei
Lineage: Eukaryota; Fungi; Ascomycota; Eurotiomycetes; Eurotiales; Trichocomaceae
Exons: 1
Coding region: 1-1275 (424 amino acids)
Biological process (GO): mitotic spindle organization
Cellular component (GO): nucleus; cytoplasm; protein phosphatase type 2A complex
Molecular function (GO): peptidyl-prolyl cis-trans isomerase activity; protein tyrosine phosphatase activator activity
Source: RefSeq, a predicted model, not a curated record
AUGCCCGCUGCAGAGACUACCAAUACAGGCUCAAAGCCUGACCUUUCAGCCAAAUUAGCUGAAUUACGCGCCAGCAAGUCAAGACGUUCCCCUCCUACUGCCCGCCAACAACAAGACCCGCCACCAGUGACACCAGCUCUCCCUGCGCCUAUCGACCUCUCUUCGCAUACAUUCAGCCGACCAUGCCGUCGUAUUUUAUCACCUAAAGAUCUCGACGCAUUCGCAUCUUCUCCCGCAUACACACUUAUCCUCGCGUUCAUAUUUGGUCUAUCAGACAAGGUCCGCCGGCGGGCCAUCACAGACAUUCAAAAUGAACAAGUACCGGAGAACAUUGAAAAGAUUCUACGCAUAAUCGACUUAUUGAGCUCUCUAGUCGAAAAGAACCCUGCAGAAGACCAAGGAGGAUCACGUUUCGGCAACCCAGCGUUCCGUUCCCUCUUCGACGACACCGCGUCCCAAAGCCCCGAAUGGCAUCGCGAGAUACUAGGAAUCAAAGAUGCAGGUGCGGUGGAUGAGAUAUCAACAUAUCUGAUCCACUCCCUUGGAUCACGAGAUCGACUCGAUUAUGGCUCAGGGCAUGAACUGCAUUUCAUGAUGUGGCUCUUGUGUCUGUAUGAGCUGCGAAUUGUGUCGGUUGCGGACUUUCCUAUGCUCGUUUUCAAGGUUUAUUACAGUUAUUUGCACCUAAUGCGCCGGAUACAAUCGACAUAUUAUCUUGAACCGGCUGGUUCACAUGGUGUCUGGGGUCUGGAUGAUUAUCAUUUCCUUCCUUUCCUAUUCGGAGCUUCUCAGCUCGUGGAGCAUCCCUACAUCACACCUCGCGCUAUCCACAGCAGUGCCGUUCUCGACGAGGAAGGCGACAAAUAUCUCUAUCUCGACCAGGUGCGAUGGGUAGACAGCGUCAAAACCGUCAAGGGUCUCCGAUGGCACAGUCCCAUGCUAGACGAUAUCUCGGGCGCAAAGAACUGGAUCAAAGUCGAGAGCGGGAUGAAGAAGAUGUUUGUCAAGGAAGUGCUUGGCAAAUUACCGAUUAUGCAACAUUUCUUAUUUGGGAGUUUGAUCGCGGCGUCGCCAGAGAUGGGCCAGUUGUCGGAUGAGGCGACAUCAUCUGAACAGCAAGACCAACUGGGUCAUGGUCACGAUCAUAAUCAUACGCAUGGCGAUGACUUUUGGGGUGACUGUUGCGGUAUCAAAGUUCCUAGUACUAUAGCGGCAGGUGAGGAGAUGAGGAAGCGCAUGGGUGGUGGGGGGCUACGACCGAUUCCGUUUGAUUGA